AUGUUUUAGAAGAUAAUUAGAGGACAGCUAUAAGGAUUUUAAGCUUAAAAGUGGUCUCUAAUGACCCUCCAAGAUCUUCAAGGAUGCUUAAAAUUGCUUGAUGGAAAAGCAAGUAAGAUGGUCAUAAGAAUUAGGUAAUGUUAGUUUUCUGAUAGUAAUAUAUAAGUCUAUACGUCUAUGGGAUGUCAAAACAGGAUAAUAAAAAUAAAAGUUAGAUGGUGAUAGAUAUUAUGAUAACUCUAUUCUAUUAUGGGAUGUUAAGAAAGGAUUAUAAAACGCCUAAAUAGAUGGUCAUAUUCAUAUUGUUUUCUAAGUCUGUUUCUCUCCUGAUGGAAAUACUUUAGCUUCUGGUAGUAGUGAUAAGUCUAUACGUCUAUGGAAUGUUAAAACUGGAUAAUAAAAAGCCUAAAUAGAUGGUCAUACUAGUGAAGUUUUAUCAGUCUGUUUCUCUCCUGAUGGAAAUACAUUAGCUUCUGGUAGUAAUGAUAACUCUUUUCUAUUAUGGGAUGUUAAGAAAGGAAAAGAAAUUUUUCCUGCUGACAAACCUUAUAAAGAUCUUCUUGUCAAACUUAAAGCACCACUAUUUUAAAACAAUCCUCUACUGUGUAUUUUUUAUUAUUAUUUUUUAGUAUCCAGCAAUAUUACAAUUCUACAAAUAUCUCAAACAAAAUUAUUUUAAGUAUAAGGAACGUUAAUCUUUAAAGGAGAUUAUAUAAAUUUUGAGGGAGACGAUUUGAAAUCAUUGUUUAAAUCAAAAGGAAGUUGCUUUUUAGAUGAUUUAAAGUAAAAGUGA
Paramecium pentaurelia is the source of this 793-nucleotide messenger RNA. Lineage: Eukaryota; Ciliophora; Oligohymenophorea; Peniculida; Parameciidae. The record is from the annotation of a GenBank genome assembly.